Messenger RNA from Aureobasidium melanogenum CBS 110374, 696 nucleotides. RefSeq names its product NAD-dependent epimerase/dehydratase-like protein. The transcript has a single exon. NCBI's taxonomy places the organism in Eukaryota, Fungi, Ascomycota, Dothideomycetes, Dothideales, Saccotheciaceae. The record is from RefSeq and is a predicted model, not a curated record. The coding region runs from base 1 to 696 and encodes 231 amino acids.
AUGUCGACCAAGACCUCCACCAACCUCCCAGACAUCCUCCUCAUUGGAGCCACAGGACGUACCGGCCGCCUCGUCCUAGACUCAGCGUUAAAGCGUGGCCACAAAGUCGUCGCUCUGAUCCGACCAUCCUCAUCUCUACCACCCCAAGCCAAUCUCACAGUCUCCAAAGGCUCUCCCCUGGAAUCGGCCGCCAUCACCACUGCUCUUUCCAAAACUACAGGUCCAGUCGUCAUUAUCAGCACACUCGGCCAAACUCGUACAUCCGGAAACCCUUUCGCCGCAACCACGUCUCCUCCACUCUUGAUGGCCCACUCAGCCAGCGCAGUGGUACAGGCAGCAAAAGCUCCAGAUUCCAGAGUGCAGAAACUCAUCCUGAUGUCGAUGUUCGGUACUGGCUCCUCCUUCGCCAACCUCAACUGCCUGAUGAAAGCCACCAUGCUCUACUCAAACAUGAAGCAAUCUCUUGACGACCAAAACGCUGUUGAUGAAAUCGUCAAAAACAGCGGUUUGACAUUUGUGAUGCCUAGACCUGCUAUGUUGAAGGGUGAGGUCGCGUUGCCGGUCAAGUCGCUGGGUGAUGCAGGAGAAAAAGCUGGGUUUAUGCCUUCUGUGAGUGCGCGCAGCUGUGCUGAAUUUAUGUUGGAUGCUGCUGUUAGUGGAGAGUGGGAUGGUAAGACACCUGUUCUCUCGAAUUAG